Molecule: messenger RNA, 3831 nt
Organism: Coccinella septempunctata (seven-spotted ladybird)
Lineage: Eukaryota; Metazoa; Arthropoda; Insecta; Coleoptera; Coccinellidae
Gene: Mdr50
Product: ATP-dependent translocase ABCB1
Exons: 17
Coding region: 40-3669 (1209 amino acids)
Biological process (GO): transmembrane transport
Cellular component (GO): membrane
Molecular function (GO): ATP binding; ATP hydrolysis activity; ABC-type transporter activity
Source: RefSeq, a predicted model, not a curated record
UCUUCAUCGUUUUUUAUUUUUCAGUUCCGAUAUUCAACUAUGAUGGACAAAUUUCUAUUAAUAAUUGGUAUUGUAGCCACCAUCGCAAUGGCCGGAGUACAACCUUUGAAUAAUUUAUUUUACGGAGAUCUCACAGAAAAUAUUAUCGAAUACGUAAGGAAAAGAAGUGAUCCCAGCAGUGCGGAUGCGGCAACUGACAAAUUUUUAGACGAUAUCAAACUGUUCGCAAUCCAGAUGGGGUGUAUCGGAUUUGCUAUGCUGAUUCUGGGUUAUAUCUCAAUGGAGACUUUCUGCUAUACAUCGUUAAGACAGAUUUUUAAAAUACGAAGCUGUUAUACUGAGAAGGCAAUGAAGCAAGAUAUUUCAUGGUAUGACCAACAUCAAACAGGAGAUUUUGCAUCCAAGAUGUCCGACGAUCUGAACAAAUUAGAGGAAGGCUUAGGAGAAAAAAUUCCCAUGUUUCUUUACAUGCAAGCUGUUUGCGUGUCAUCCCUGGCUUUGGCUUUCUUCAAAGGUUGGGAGUUAGCAUUAGUUUGCCUGACUUCUCUCCCACUAUCCAUGAUUUGCAUUAGUAUUGUAUCAGUUCUGUCCACAAAAUUGGCAAAAAAAGAAUCGGACGCUUAUGGUUCCGCAGGGGCGAUUGCUGAAGAAGUUUUGGGCACCGUCAGAACGGUCUUGGCGUUUGGCGGCCAAGAAAAAGAAAUUGAAAGAUACGAUGGAAAUUUGAUUUUUGCUAAGAAGAAUAACAUAUUCCGUGGUGCCCUGACUGGAAUUGGAUUCGGUUUGCUUUGGUUCUUCAUGUAUUGCAGUUAUGCCCUCGCUUUUUGGUAUGGUGUUGGACUUGUUAUCGACGAUAAAGAGCAGAAAACCUACACUCCAGGAAAUAUGAUAACGGUAUUUUUCUCUGUGAUGAAUUCAUCGAUGAACUUCGGAUUUGCUUCCACUUACAUCGAGAUAUUUUCCAAAGCGAAGGCAUCUGGUGGUAAAAUAUUCGCAAUCAUUGACACACUCCCUGUUAUAAAUCUAUCGAUCAAUAAAGGAAAGAAAUUGGAAUCAAUGAAAGCAGAAAUAAAAUUCAAAAACGUCAAGUUUCACUAUCCUACUAGAAAAGAUGUGCCGAUAUUAUCAGGUUUAAAUAUGGAAAUAAAACCUGGACAAACUGUAGCUUUGGUUGGAAGUUCCGGAUGUGGAAAAUCGACAUGUAUUCAAAUGCUCCAACGCUUCUAUGAUCCAAUUUCAGGACAGAUCUCAAUUGAUGGGCACGACCUAAAAGACCUUGAUCUGACCUGGUACAGACAAAAAAUUGCUGUGGUAGGACAAGAGCCAGUACUAUUCGGCGCAACAAUUGAAGAUAACAUUCGAUACGGAAAUAGAGAUGCUACACAUGAAGACAUCGUCGAAGCAACCAAGAAGGCUAACGCAUACGACUUCAUUUCUGCCCUUCCUUUUGGUUUCAAAACGGUGGUGGGUGAAAGAGGUGCCCAAUUAUCAGGAGGACAGAAGCAGAGGAUCGCAAUAGCAAGAGCGUUGGUGAGAAAUCCAUGUUUGCUACUUUUGGACGAGGCAACAUCAGCCCUAGACAAUGACAGUGAAUCAAAAGUGCAGGCAGCUCUAGAUUCUGCGAGUAAAGGCAGGACUACAAUAAUCGUAGCACACAGACUCUCGACAAUCAGAAAUGCAGACAAAAUAAUUGUGUUGUCCAAGGGUGUACUUGUAGAGCAAGGCACGCAUGAGGAACUGAUGGCUCUAGAAAGCGAAUAUUACAACUUGGUUAUGAAUCAAGUAGUUGACAAGAGAGACAAAGAUGAAGAAAACGAGGAAAACGCAAAAAGAAGACUAAUUAGUGCCAGAGAACUUAAAUCCACCGUUUCCGUCAAUCCAGAAGAUGAUGGCAAGUUCGCAGAUGAAGAAGAAUCCGAUGAAAUCGAAUCUGUAUCCUUCCUUCAAGUGAUCAAAAUGAACAAACCAGAAUGGCUACAAAUAACAAUGGCUAGUAUCGCAUCCAUCAUCAGUGGUUGCUCCAGUACACUGUUCGCGUUACUUUUUGGAGAUAUUGUUGGAAUACUGAGCAGUACCGAAACUGAUAAAAUACGAGAUGAAACAAACGUAUAUUGCUACUAUUUCAUAGCUGCUGGCGUGGUGGUUGGAAUAUCAACAUUCACAAGCAUAUAUUUCUUCGGUUAUGCUGGUGAACUUCUCACUCUGCGUUUGCGAAGUCAAAUGUUCAAGGCUAUGCUGAAACAGGAAAUAGGAUGGUAUGAUAGGAAAGAAAACGGUGUUGGUGCUCUAUGCGCAAAAUUAGCAGGUGAAGCAGCUUUAGUACAAGGUGCCACAGGACAACGUCUCGGCACCAUAGUCAAUUCAUUGGCUACCCUAAUUCUCUCAAUAGGACUUUCUGUUUAUUAUUCUUGGCAGCUAGGUCUAGUAACCCUGAUCUUCACACCAUUCAUGUUGUUGGCUAUAUUUCUACAGAAUAGGCUCAUGGGAAGAGAAAAUUCCUCUAGUAUGAAAUCUCUGGAGAAGUCGACCAAGGUUGCUGUGGAAGCUGUGAGCAAUGUAAGGACUGUUGCAUCAUUAGGAGCUGAAGAUCUUUUCCAUGGCAUCUUUAUGAAAGAACUAAUUGCUCAUCAGGGCAAAAUGCUAAGGAAUAGCCAUUUCAAAAGUGCUGUUUUCGGUUUUGCAAGGGGAAUUCAAUUUUUUGCAUAUGGUACAGCUAUGUUUUAUGGUGGCUAUCUCAUCAAGGAUGGGAUGGAUUAUGACAAUGUCUACAAGGUCUCACAAGCGCUUAUCAUGGGUACAGUGACCAUUGCCAACGCUCUCUCAUUUUCACCCAAUUUACAGAAAGGUAUAAAUGCUGCACAAAAAGCCCUGAAACUAUUGAAUAGAGUACCCAAAAUUGCGGAUGUACCAACUGCAAACGAAAAACAGUGGAAACAUGGUACAAUCGAUUACUCUCAAAUAUACUUCUCGUACCCAACAAGACCAGCAGUUCCAGUUCUCAAGGGUUUGGACCUUACCAUCCUUCAAGGCAAGACCGUCGCCCUGGUCGGAUCUAGCGGUUGCGGAAAAUCAACCGUUAUUCAAUUGCUGGAAAGAUUCUACGACCCGAAUUCCGGUUCUGUAAGCAUAGACGGGGAAGAUCUCAGGGAGAUAAAACUGAAGUCUCUCAGAUCGCAUCUUGGUAUCGUGUCACAAGAACCUAACCUUUUCGAUAGGACGAUAGGGGAGAAUAUCGCUUAUGGUGACAACACGCGAGAAGUCUCCAAAGAAGAGAUCAUCGAGGCUGCCAAGAAGGCGAACAUUCACAAUUUCAUCGUAUCAUUGCCUUUGGGAUAUGACACCAGAUUAGGAGAGAAGGGAACUCAACUUUCUGGCGGCCAAAAGCAGCGAGUGGCGAUAGCUAGAGCUUUAAUCAAGAACCCUAAAGUAUUACUUUUAGAUGAGGCAACUUCAGCACUUGAUACGGAGAGUGAGAAAGUUGUUCAGGAAGCUCUGGACAAAGCCAAAGAAGGAAGAACAUGUAUUACAAUAGCUCAUAGGUUAACAACUAUUCAAGACGCUGAUGUAAUAUGCGUUGUUAACAAGGGUAAAGUAGCGGAACUAGGCUCUCACCAUGAACUCAUGCAGAGCAGAGGACUUUAUUAUAACUUAUACACGCAAGGUGUGUAAUUCAUUGAUACAGUUGAAUGUGUUCCUAUAAAUAUGUACAAAAAAAUCAUAGUUCCAACAAUUGUUAUAUUCACUAUUUAUAAAGUUGUUUUACAUCAUGUUUGUUUAACUUAAGUAUGUGUAGGUGUGAUAAUAUUUUUUAAUAAAAAGAUAUUUGAUUAA